UUGGCUUAUUACAGCUAAGAAAACAUUGCAUGAAGUCUCCGCAUGCCCAAGUUACAAACAAUAUAAUUUCUUGCUUAUCAAGUGGGUAUUUGUCAGAAGUAGGCAGAUUUUAAGGUGACGUGGUGUUAUUAAUCUGUCAGCAGGAGCAGGCAGCCUCGAUGAGAAAACAUGCCUGAAAUAAAAGUAACACCGCUGGGUGCUGGACAGGAUGUUGGCCGCAGCUGCAUCCUCGUCUCCAUCGGAGGCAAAAACAUCAUGCUGGACUGUGGGAUGCACAUGGGAUACAACGACGAUAGACGUUUCCCAGACUUCUCCUAUAUCACCCAGAACGGCCGUCUGACAGACUUUUUGGAUUGUGUGAUUAUCAGCCAUUUCCACUUGGACCACUGUGGCGCUCUGCCCUACAUGAGUGAGAUGGUGGGCUACGAUGGACCCAUCUACAUGACUCAUCCCACCAAGGCCAUUUGUCCCAUUUUACUGGAAGAUUUCCGGAAGAUCACCGUCGACAAGAAGGGAGAAACCAACUUCUUCACUUCACAAAUGAUCAAGGACUGCAUGAAGAAAGUCGUUCCUUUGAACCUCCACCAAACUGUCGAGGUGGAUGAUGAGCUGGAGAUCAAGGCGUACUAUGCAGGCCAUGUCCUGGGAGCUGCUAUGGUGCACAUCAAAGUCGGAUCAGAGUCUGUGGUCUACACUGGAGACUAUAAUAUGACACCAGACAGACAUUUAGGCGCUGCAUGGAUCGAUAAGUGUCGUCCAGACAUCCUCAUUUCAGAGUCCACGUAUGCCACCACCAUCCGCGACUCCAAGCGGUGCAGAGAGAGGGACUUUCUGAAGAAGGUGCAUGAAUCCAUAGAAAGAGGAGGGAAGGUUCUCAUCCCAGUUUUUGCUCUCGGACGGGCUCAGGAACUCUGCAUCCUGUUGGAAACAUUUUGGGAGAGAAUGAACCUGAAGGCCCCGAUCUACUUCUCCACUGGACUGACGGAGAAAGCUAACCAUUAUUAUAAGCUUUUCAUUACAUGGACCAACCAGAAGAUUCGGAAAACGUUUGUACAGAGAAACAUGUUUGAAUUUAAGCACAUCAAAGCUUUUGAUCGGUCCUAUGCAGACAAUCCUGGACCAAUGGUGGUGUUCGCCACACCAGGUAUGCUUCACGCUGGUCAGUCUUUGCAGAUUUUCAAGAAAUGGGCUGGCAAUGAGAAGAACAUGGUAAUCAUGCCUGGGUAUUGUGUGCAAGGAACAAUUGGCCAUAAGAUCCUGAAUGGUCAGAGGAAGCUGGAGAUGGAAGGAAGAGCAACACUGGACGUGAAGCUGCAGGUGGAGUACAUGUCCUUUAGCGCACAUGCAGACGCGAAGGGCAUCAUGCAGCUCAUCCGUAUGGCAGAGCCUCGCAACAUGCUGCUCGUGCACGGCGAGGCGGUCAAAAUGGAGUUCCUGAAGGGCAAGAUCGAACAGGAGUUCAGUAUAGACUGUUACAUGCCAGCCAACGGAGAGACGACAACGGUGACCACUAACCCCAGCGUUCCUGUUGAUAUAUCUCUCAACCUGCUGAAGAGGGAGAUGGCUCUUGGAGGGCCCCUGCCUGAUCCCAAAAAGCCUCGCACGAUGCACGGAACCCUGAUCAUGAAAGAAAAUAGUCUGAAGCUGGUGUCCUCGGAGCAGGCCCUGAAGGAGCUGGGCCUCAACGAGCAUCAGUUACGCUUCACCUGCCGCGUGCAGCUCCAGGACCCACACAGCGACACCGACACACUCCACAGAAUCUACACACACCUCAAGAGUGUGUUAAAAGGCUACACCAUCCAGCACCUCCCUGAUGGUACAGUCAUGGUGGAGUCCAUCGUCAUCAAAGUAUCGUCCUCUGCUGAAGACACUAAUGCCAAAGUUCUGCUGCUGUCCUGGAGUUACCAGGAUGAAGACCUGGGGAGCUUCCUCUCAUCUCUGCUGAAAAAAGGGCUGCCGUCUGGACUGGGCUGAGAUGUCUUCUGUUCCAAAACAGUCGACAUUUAAGAGGAAUUUCCCACUGUUGAUACUUUCAUAGAGUCAUUUACUGGGAAAAAAAGAGACUCAAAUUCAGAUUCAGUGAUUUUAUUUUAGAAGCAAGCAUGAAUAAACAUUUUUACA
Molecule: messenger RNA, 2121 nt
Organism: Melanotaenia boesemani (Boeseman's rainbowfish)
Lineage: Eukaryota; Metazoa; Chordata; Actinopteri; Atheriniformes; Melanotaeniidae
Gene: ints11
Product: integrator complex subunit 11
Exons: 17
Coding region: 169-1974 (601 amino acids)
Biological process (GO): snRNA processing
Cellular component (GO): nucleus
Source: RefSeq, a predicted model, not a curated record